GUUGCUGGGGAGCACAAGUAUCACCCGGAAUGUUUUCAGUGUGUCAUGUGUCAUACAUAUAUUGGAGACGGGGAGAAUUAUGCCCUCGUGGAAAGAUCAAAAUUAUUCUGUGGGAUGUGUUACAAUCAACAGAUGAAACCUGUUCUAGCCGAGACUCCUCGACGCCGUCGGAAACCACAUUCCAUACAAAUGAUAGAGGUUCAGCCUACCCCAGACAGACCUCGCGGCCUCCAUUUUAACAUUGAAAAGAAGAACACGCUUUACACAAGACAGUCUGCUAACAGAAUUAAUUCUCCGCAAAUAAAGAUUUCAAAGAUUGAUAGCAAUCCGGAACUCUUGGAUUUAAGCAUUGGUGAUCAAAUCAUUGAAGUGAAUGGCCUUAGUGUUAAAGAUCAAUAUAUUCAAGAAAUUAAAUCAGUCGCUGGAAAACCCAAUGAAGCUUACACCUUAUGGUUGAACGAGAUCCCUCACCGUUACCUGUACAACAAAGUUCUCCAGUAA
Messenger RNA from Ruditapes philippinarum (Manila clam), 501 nucleotides. Its product is annotated as LIM domain kinase 1-like. NCBI's taxonomy places the organism in Eukaryota, Metazoa, Mollusca, Bivalvia, Venerida, Veneridae. Gene Ontology annotation, molecular function: protein binding; protein serine/threonine kinase activity. The record is from RefSeq and is a predicted model, not a curated record. Gene Ontology annotation, biological process: actin cytoskeleton organization. The annotation marks the transcript as partial. The transcript has 3 exons. Gene Ontology annotation, cellular component: cytoplasm; nucleus.